Telopea speciosissima is the source of this 1062-nucleotide messenger RNA. RefSeq names its product probable carboxylesterase 2. The record is from RefSeq and is a predicted model, not a curated record. Gene Ontology annotation, molecular function: hydrolase activity. The transcript has a single exon. NCBI's taxonomy places the organism in Eukaryota, Viridiplantae, Streptophyta, Magnoliopsida, Proteales, Proteaceae. Bases 58 to 1047 code for a protein of 329 amino acids.
UUUCCAUCCCCCUCUCUCUCUCGCUCUCUCGCUCUCUCGCUCUCUCGCAUAUCUGCAAUGGAAUCAAGCGAGCCUGAAAACGAGAUAGACCAUGAAUUCCUUCCCUACGUUCGGGUAUACAAAGGCGGACGCGUAGAAAGGCUUGUACACACCAAUUUUAUUCCACCCUCCCUCGAUCCCCAAACUGGUGUUUCAUCCAAAGACGUCGUAAUUUUACCAAACUCCGGCGUCUCCGCCCGUCUCUACCUCCCCAACCUCACCCACAUCAACCACAAGAAGCUUCCCUUACUCAUCUUCAUCCACGGCGGAGGCUUCUGCGUUGGCUCUGCCUUCACUUCCAAAUACCACCACCUCUUGAACUUCAUAGUCGCUGAGGCAAACGUUAUCGCUGUCUCUGUAGACUAUAGACUUGCCCCAGAGCAUCCCAUCCCAGUAUGCUAUGACGAUUCUUGGGCUGCCCUUCAAUGGGCUCUUUCCCACUCUUCGUGUCAGAGAGAUGAGGAGGACCAGACCGAACCAUGGCUGACGAACCACGCAGACUUCGACCGGGUUUUCUUGGCUGGUGACAGUGCUGGUGCCACUAUCGCCCACGACUUGGCUAUGAGAGUGAAGGCCGAGCUGGGUGUGGAAUUUCUUGGACUUGCUCUGCUCCACCCUUUUUUCUGGGGGUCAGAGCCCAUAGGGUCCGAGUCUACACAGCCCAACAAAAAGGUGUUUGUGGACCGGAUCUGGCCUUAUGCGUGCCCAUCGAGCCCGGACAAUGAUGACCCAAGGAUCAACCCGGUGGCAGCCGACGGUCCGAGCCUGGUGGGGCUUGGAUGCACUCGUGUGCUUGUGUUUGUGGCUGAGAAGGAUAUUUUGAGAGAUAGAGGGUGGCUUUACUAUGAAGUAUUGGCCAGGUGCGGGUGGAUGGGAGUUGUGGAGAUUACAGAGACAGAAGAGGAGAACCACGUCUUCUUUCUCCACGAACCAGAAUCCGAGAAAGCUAGGGACUUGUUUACACACUUGGCUCUCUUCUUGAGUCUGGAAAGGCCGCCCUUAGCGUGACCAUCGUUCUAAUUA